GCUAGAUGCAGAGCUGGGGGUGGGACCACAAGGACCCGGGAUGGUGGUGGUGAUGGUGGUGAUGAGGGGUGGGGGCGGGGAGGGGGGUGGUGGUCGAUUUAUGACUUGAUAGUUAGGUCAGGGAUUUCUAAGGGAAUACCCAGAGGUUGCAGCUGCUGCUGCUGAGCUCACAGCCGCCGGCGAGAGAGCGAACAGCAAGCUAGAGUCAGGCCACAGGCUGAAGAGCUGUUACUGCAAAGUAACGGGAGAGGGGGGAGGCGAGAAAGCCAGAAAAAAAGUGGUAGCGUUCUGUGGUGGGGCGGGGUGCUCCGAGAAGCUGUGCCCCUCUGGCACGCGUGGACCCCCUGGCUGGAAGAGACAGAGCAAAACUGACUGCUUUGGAAGACAAAAUAAAAUUGAAAGAAAGAAAAGAAAGAGAAGCUAAGUUAUGCAGAACUGAUUGAUUCCCUGAGACCAAGGGAAGGAAGGCAUGUGUCUGUUGGGGCUUCGGGACGUGUGUAGGCAGGAGCCGCAGCCCCUACGGGAGCGGGCCGGCCCGUGGUGAAUUGGGCGUCCUGGUGGGAAGGUAGAGAGAGCAGCAGUAAACCAGCAGCAAUGCAGGGACGCCUGCUCUAGAGAAGCCUCCUGGAGAGGGAGGGUGCAGCCUCGAGAAAAGAGGGGGAGCCCCCCGCCCGGAGGCUGCCUCCCUUUCUGCCCUCCCGCAGCCCCCCUGCCAAGCAGAGUUGUGCACCCCUACUGCGUUCCACUCUGGGAGAGAUGCCCUCAGCCCCUGCGGCCCCCCGGGGACAACACGAGCAUGGAGAAGUCGAGUAGCGAGGAUUCUUCGAUCCACCGGAGUCCAUCUUUGGACAGCAAGGACUCGGACUUUGCCAAGCCCUCUUCCUCGGGCCGCCCCUUGGGCCGCGGCUUUACCGCAGGCGCCUUCUAUGGUACCACGGGCUCCCGAACCAGGGGCCAGAGCCACGCUGAGGCCGGAGUGAAAACGGACAAGUACAAUGCCCCGAAGGGCAGCAAGUACGUGGUAUUUUACCUGGACCUCUCCUUUGUCUUCCUUCUAGAAUUUAAGAAGUGCAACAUGGCCAGAGGUUGCCUCUGCUGUUUGAAAUACAUGAUGUUCCUGUUCAAUUUGGUAUUUUGGCUGUGUGGCUGCGGACUAUUAGGAGUGGGCAUCUGGCUCUCUGUCUCCCAGGGAAACUUUGCCACCUUUUCUCCCAGUUUCCCCUCACUGUCAGCAGCCAACCUGGUCAUUGCUAUUGGCACUAUUGUCAUGGUGACUGGCUUCCUGGGCUGUCUGGGAGCCAUCAAGGAAAACAAGUGUCUCCUUCUCAGUUUUUUCAUAGUCCUGUUGGUCAUCCUCCUGGCAGAGCUGAUCUUACUCAUCCUGUUUUUUGUCUACAUGGACAAGGUGAAUGAUAAUGCCAAGAAGGACCUGAAAGAAGGGCUUCUCCUGUAUAAUACAGAGAAUAACGUGGGACUGAAGAAUGCCUGGAACAUCAUUCAAGCUGAGAUGCGAUGCUGUGGUGUCACUGACUUCACAGACUGGUUUCCUGUGCUAGGAGAAAAUACAGUUCCUGACCGCUGUUGCAUGGAGAAUUCCCAGGACUGUGGGCGCAACUCUACCACCCUUGUGUGGAAAACAGGCUGUUACGAGAAGGUAAAGACAUGGUUUGAUGACAACAAGCAUGUGUUGGGCACAGUAGGAAUGUGCAUUCUUAUCAUGCAGAUUCUAGGCAUGGCCUUCUCCAUGACACUCUUCCAGCACAUCCAUCGGACUGGUAAAAAAUAUGAUGCCUAAGCCGACUGGCUGGGAGUGCCAUCCAUACUCUCUACACCAGGAAAGAGUUGUGCUUUUGUAGACUCCUGAACGCCAGACUGCCAUCCCUUCCUAUACAUAGUACAACCCUAUCCUGUCCAACAGAUCGACGCCCUCACCCUUCUUGUAUCACCCAUUGACUUCUUUGUUGGGUGGCAGGGUGGGUAGGGAGAGUGGGAAGGAAACCUCAGGAGGUGGGAAGUUGUGUGUGUGUGUGUGUGUUGGGGGUGGGGGGUGGGACUUUUCUGCAUCCACAUCUGUUUCUUUGCCAAAGAAGAUGGAGGGAUGGGGAGAAGAUGAGGUAGAGUGAUGGGAGAUGCUAAAAGAGCAAACUCCAAUAUGACACUAAUCCCUCCUUACCUCUCCUUUACCUCCUGCCCUUCUUCUACGCACUGACACUUUGCCUGACCCACCGGGGAAGAGGAUGGAGAAGAAGAGGCCAACUCCCAUCCUUGCUGGGGGCUUCUUCCUCUUCACUUCCCUUUCCCCUUUCAAGGGACACAGCCUCUUCUAUUUCUGCUUAUAGCCACACCUUGCUCCCACCUCUGGUCCAGAGACCUAGAAGACUUAAUGGGAGGGAAGGUCAGGGAGGCCCAACCAUUUUAAGUAAGGGUCCCCAGGCAAUGUUCUUUCUGAGGCAUUUUGUACCCUAUGAUGUAUCUUUUUUUAUAUAUAUCAUUUUAUUUUAUCCUGAUUUUAAUCAUUUGGGAUCAGUAUUCCCCAAAUACCUUUAGGGUUAGUUUUCUGAUCUAUAACUUUUUAUGAUAUUGGUUUAUUUGAUUUCUUGAUUUUUUAGGUGGGGGGUAGUGAUGGGGGGAGGGCAUCCAUUUGGUUUUAAUCUGGAAAAAUACUGUGUAACACUUGGGAGGAUCUUGGUGGAGAUGUAUCAGACUUUUUUUUUUUCCCAGUAUGGAGAGGAUGAGAUUAGCCGGCUCUGAUGAUAAAGCUAGGACUUGGCUCUGUUCCUUUACCUCAGUGAGGGGCUAGAAUGGAAGGUUCAUGACCUCUUUCAAGAGCUCUGGGACUUGGAGUCCUUUGCUCCUAGAAUUUUGGCUUUUGUGAAGUGAAGCAGGUUCAGGGGUCAAGCAAGAGGCAAAGAGGAUCUAGUACCAGUACUGACAGAACACAGAACCAAUGGGGAUGUGAGUUGGGUGAGACUGGGGUGGGGGGUAGGAAGGUAAUAAGGGAGCUUGCAGUAUUUCUUGCUAAUCUCUUUACCAGGAACUAUGGCCUGAGCUAGGUUAUAUCUGCUGCUGUUUUUUUGUCUUUGUCUUUGUCUUUGUCUGUUUGUCUUUGUCUUUUUUUUAUCCUUCCCUCCCAACCAUCUUUGGCAUGGGAGACUCUCCUUUCACUCCAUUUGGUCAUUCCCACAUCAAAUUUCACAGACCUCCCUUUGUAUUUCCCCAGACAUUCCUGCUAGAACUUGAUCAUAUACCUCUGUAGUUCAAAUGCUGCAUUUCUCAUAUAUUGCUGCUUUUCACAAAGGAAAGGAUAGAUGGAGGUGUUCGAGGUGAUCUCAGAGAUUCGCUAGGACAACUCCCUCACUUGACAAACAAACAUGAAGCCCAGACAAAUUCAGAAUAUGUUGUGUCCCCCCCCCCUUAAUAGGGCCCCAAAUACACCUUUGAAACUCCAGUUUGGUAACUGGGUGAGUUAGUCUCCUGAGGCCCACCAUAUCUUCUUAUCUCUUUGGAGAUUAUUAGAAAUCUAGUCUCCCUCCUGUGGGUUGAAACAGUGGAGUGAUAAUGUUCCACUAUAAUGCUGGAACUCACUCUUGUAUCCAUUCCCUAUCUCUAACGAAGGAGAAAUUAAUUUUAAAAAAGCAUGAAAGAAACCAGCACACAUCCUUAAAAAAAUAAACUCAGAAUAAUAUAUACCAAUUCAUAGGGCAUACACAGCUCUGCAGAUAGGAAAAGGAGUGAGUGAAAAAUUUGUCCUCAACAUAACAAUUGCUCCACUCCCACCCUUCUUUCUUGGUUCUAAUAGCCAACCCUGAAAAAAGUCUGAGCAUCCCAUGAUUGAGAGUUCCCAUGACCUGGAUUCCUUAUAGGCUCACACUCUGACCUAAAUUCCAUCUGUCUUUCCUUUUUUUGACCUGAGAAAUGCCAGCACAACCAGCAAAUCCCUGACCAUUGGUUUACUUUAGACGUCAUAAAAAUUGGGACCAGGAGUGAAAAUGUUCUGGUUUGGCCAAAACUUCCUUCCCUUUUCUCUUUGUCCCCCAAUUUGCUUGCCAGCGUUAGUGGUGAUGGAGUCUCUCAAAGGUGGAGUGUAGAAGUCGUAUCCUCUUUAGGACAAAAAUACCAUGGCAAUGAUAGAAGAUGCUGCUAUUAAAUGAGAUAACUUCCUCACCAUCAAACUAAGAAUGGCAAGGUCUAAUUUACUGUAUGUUUGUCUUUUAAAUUUGUAUUCCCUCCCCCAAUUCCCACCCCCCCUCCUCCUGUUCCCUCCCCUCCCCUUUUGCCUUUUCCUUCCCCAUUCCCCACCCCUCCCCCAUUCCCUCUUCUCCAUCCCAACUGCCCUUCCAACUUCCAUUAUUACUAGCUUUUUUGGGCCACUCUUCCUGAUAAGGAGCUUUAGCUACCUGCUUGUGCAACUCAUCCAACCUGGUGACAGAUGAUAGAAGAAAGACUUUGGUGAACUAGUUUUUGAUGCUUAGGUUUGGCUAUGGCAUAUCUUAAGUUUUGGGCAUGGGAUGGGUUGUGUUAUGCCUGUCAGUGCAUUUUUUAAUUUGUUAUAACUUCAACAGCAAGAAUGCCUAGCAGUGGUGGUAUUGCGCCUCCCUAGAAGGCUAAUUUUUUUUCCAGGAGGCUUCGUGGGCCUCUUUCUGGCUUAUCAACAGCCACAGCCACAACUUUUACUCUGUUGCUGUCUGCUUUCUCCCUUUGAUGUAUUCACCCCGUUGAAGUGUCCCUAAGCCUGGCUACUCAGCCAUUUUGUGGAGUCUCCUUUAGAGCCAAUCCCCUUUGGACAGGUAUUCUCCUCAUUGUUUCUUUAAGCAGAUAGGUCACUCCAUGCGGCCCACCCCCCUAGCACCAGUAGCCACAUGGUUUCACAUGAGGUCAGUGAUGCUAGUAUCGCCCCGUGGAACAAUCUGGAGUGAAUACCCAAUUUCUUUUGCCAAAAAUGUGAGUUGACUCAGUCAGCUCUGGUGGUGGCAUUUAUAAAUGUAGCACUGCCCCCAACAUGCUUCCCCUCCAUCACCCCAAUAAAUAAGUGAAACAAAUCAAUAGUAUUUUAGUUGUUUUGACAACCCAGAGGAAUAAGUGAUUUCAGAAGGUCCCAGAGUAUGUUUUAGGCUUAACAUUUCACCCAAACAUUUCAACUUUAUUUAAGUUGUAUCCCCCAUACAGAGGAGGCAGGAAGGUGAGACAUAGGUGGGAAGAAGAUCCAACACAUAGAGAUAGGGACUCUUAUAGCAGGGGUUCAGCAGUCUGUGGUAUAGGCAUCACCACCACAGUUCCCUCUGGCUACUUGCUUGAGUUGUUCAGCCACUGCUGCACUGCUGGGAGAGUCAGUACUCAGAGCCUCCUCCCCCUGCCUCUAGCCUCCAUUCCCCAAGUGGGUUGCUAUCUCUUGAAAGGUUGCCAGCCCCUAACCCCAAAACACAUCCCAUUUCACUCUGGACUUUGACUUCCAGUUGGACCUCUGCAGGACUGCUGGAGCACCAGCAGCUCUCUAGUCCCCUGUCCACCUUUGGGUGGAGGUGCUAACAAGCAGGGACACAGCCACAGGAGGGGAAGCGAUGUGUCCUUCAUCCUCCUGGAGUCUACCCUCUCAUUGUCUCCCAUUCGGUUUCCUCUCCAUUCCUCCUGUUUCCCUCCCAUCCACAACAAAGCAAUAUUCCUUAAGGUGGAGAUCCCUAGCCUCCUUACCACCUCAGUUCAACUUGUAAGACUUUUCUAAGAGGCAGUGGGUGAUAGGUGACUCCCUCCUCCUCCCCUCCCAAACCCCCCUAUCCUUCACGUGGGGGCAGUAAGAGAAAACAGGCUUGUUGGUUUCUAAUGCACUUUUCUGCUUGCAAUGGUCUGUCUAUGCUUUUCCUCCUUCCUGCCCGGCUUUUGUUGUUUAAUGCCACAUUUUUAGCAUGUUUUUAAAUAAAAAUGGAUAAUUUGAGUCAAAAGUACAGCACAAUGUGUUCCCCACAUGGCUUGAUAUUUCUUGACCUCUCUCUGAACUCUAAGAACUUUCCCAUAGGUGGGAGUUCCCAUUCUCCUGGGAAUUUCCUUCUUUGGGGUACCCUGUGACUGAAUUUCACCCAGCAUAUAUUUUAUUGUGAGUUUCUUCUUCACAAGAGAGAAUGAAAUCCAGCUCUAUUGGUGGGCAUGUAGAGUUCAAGCCAAGUGGGCUGAACCCCAGAGCAGAACAGGAAGGCCUGGGUCACUUUCACAGGGAAUAGUGAGCACACUGGGAUACACCUGGGGCAGGCUAGCCAUCCACACCAUGGGCUAGGCACUCUGCAUGAAGAGCCUGGUCUUAUGGGGAGGUUUCAGAAGGAAGAGAUACCACUGGGACCUUCCUUAGUAAAAGGAAUCGUCAGGUUAUUAUUUUCAUGACCUCUGGUUGUGCAAACUUCUCAACAUCCCCGGGAAGGGAGUGUGGUGUCAUGAUUGCAGAGCAGUUUGGGGCAGGGCCAUAAGUGCUCUUUGGGGCACUAGGGAACUUUUUAAAGUCCCUGCUAUUUCAAGGCACAGGCACACCUUCCAGCCAUGCAAACAUUAACCCCUCUGUGCUACCAGACAGUUUUGUAGACUGCUAUGGCUAAAAAAUGUAUCACUUCUUGGCCAACUUUCCAAUGCUGAGUCUCUCUCCCCGUUUAAGCAGGAUAAUCUCUGGACAACUGAGAAACAAUCCAUUGCUAGGCCCAUCCUUGGGGCCUUUACCCUUGUCUAGGACCUACUUAAGCUUCUGCUUUGCUAGCGUAGCCUUUGAGAGCCUACGGUUACCCUUGACCAUCAUGAGGUAUUUAGAGAUGUCACUGGAGGAGUAACAGGUAGUGUGAUAAAAGCAGCUACCAAAAAAAGCCUCAGUUUUGUCCUUCUUAAAGGAUUCUAAAAGAGAAAAGUGGGACUAGGGAAUUAAGAAUUCGGGGAGUCCCUUUUAAGUUCUGUGUGUUUCUUAAGGGGCAGCCUUACAAACCCAGAUUCAGAUGAGACCGUGGGGCAGGGACUCCUGCUGUCUGACAGCCAGAAGGGCAGGUCCCUCCAGUCUGAUUUCUUCCAGGCUCUUUUGUACUCCUCAUUGUGCUCCUGCAUCUAUCCCGGGGUUCCUAUAUGACCCUUGGUGCUCAGCUCUUUCUAUGCAAUACCUACCUGAGCCUUUGUACUGGGGAUUUUGUAUUAGCUUGACUUACAGAAAUAAAUAAUCUUAAACUAAA
Monodelphis domestica (gray short-tailed opossum) is the source of this 7190-nucleotide messenger RNA. It is a transcript of the gene TSPAN9, whose product is annotated as tetraspanin 9. The record is from RefSeq and is a predicted model, not a curated record. Gene Ontology annotation, cellular component: plasma membrane. NCBI's taxonomy places the organism in Eukaryota, Metazoa, Chordata, Mammalia, Didelphimorphia, Didelphidae.